Messenger RNA from Homalodisca vitripennis (glassy-winged sharpshooter), 934 nucleotides. Its product is annotated as acanthoscurrin-2-like. The record is from RefSeq and is a predicted model, not a curated record. Bases 96 to 794 code for a protein of 232 amino acids. Lineage: Eukaryota; Metazoa; Arthropoda; Insecta; Hemiptera; Cicadellidae. The transcript has 5 exons.
ACGUCUUGGCGGGCAGUUCGCGGGAAUCGGCUGACUCUCAGAUAAAAGCCUGAGCGGGCAGGUCUGGACAGUAGUAGUACACGCCGACGAUAGCCAUGCGAGUGUCCUGGGUGCUAUCCUGGGUGGCUGUCGGGUGCCUGGCGACCCUAGGGUGGGCGAAGCCUCAGAGCACGGACAGCAACUUUCAAGCUCUCAGCUUAGAAGCCGAUGCACACAAUCAUGACAAAGAGGUAGACUCCCCUCUGUUGGCGAGGCUUAGGCGAUCACCUACCCAUCACAAGCACAAGAGCUAUGGAGGCGGUAGCUGUCCAGUUUGUCAGGCUAGCGGGUACGGAGGUGGAUUUGGAGGAGGAGGAGGUUAUCCCAGUGGAGGAGGAGGAGGAGGAGGUUGUGGCAGUGGUGGUUGUGGAGGUGGUGGCUAUUAUCCCGGUGGCGGCGGCGGGGGUAGAUAUCCCUCAGGUGGAGGCGGAGGUGGUUAUCCCUCCGGCGGUGGUGGAGGUGGUUAUCACUCCGGCGGCGGUGGAGGUGGUUAUCCCUCCGGCGGCGGUGGAGGUGGUUAUCCCUCUGGCGGUGGCGGAGGUGGUUAUCCUUCUGGCGGUGGAGGCUGUGGUGGAGGCGGUUGUGGCGGAGGAGGCUUCCAAGGGGGCAACCAGCUCGGGGGUGGCGGAAGUGGAUACCCUGGAGGCGGCGGCGGCGGUGGCAGUUGUUCCACCUGCGGUGGACGUGGAGGCGGUGGAUCUUUCUCCCAUUCUUCGGCACAAAGUUCAGCUUCUUCUUCCUCAGGAGCUUGGUAACCUUGGCAACAACUUGACAAUGUGAUCUUGGGCUCACUACAUCAUCCUCUAGCUCCCUUGACUGUGUCCAUAUAUCGAAGUGGUGUUCUUAUCUUUCCACGUGGCAAACUUAAUGAUUAAAUGUCUUUUUUUACAUUUAA